AGAGAAACGGUUGUCAGUGACUAAAGAGGUCAUUGCACCUCGUUGUGCGAUUGUUUACAUUUUCGUGCUCGAUCCAAUGUUAAUAUAUAUUGUGCCAAGGCACCACUGUUACUUUUAAAACGGCGAAAUUUGGAAGCUUUAGUUAUGUUGCCGUGAAGUCAUAAUGGUGACUCGAACUAGUAGGUACACAAUUUUAGGUUAGCUCUGUUUGGUUUGUCCUAGUGGGUGUUUAUACAGCCACUCGAUCGAUCAACGGACGGCGAUCUGUGGGGUCAACGUAUUUGGAAAUGAAAUUCACGGAGCAUCUUUCAGCUCACAUCACUCCGGAAUGGAGAAAACAGUACAUUCAGUAUGAGGCUUUCAAAGAGAUGUUGUAUGCUGCUCAGGACCAGGCCCCGUCCAUCGAAGUGACAGAUGAGGACACCGUUAAAAGGUAUUAUGCAAAGUUUGAAGAGAAGUUCUUCCAGACAUGUGAAAAAGAACUGGCCAAGAUUAACACAUUUUACUCAGAAAAGUUGGCAGAGGCUCAGCGUAGAUUUGCCACUCUACAAAAUGAAUUGCAGUCAUCAUUGGAUGCCCAGAGGGAGAUUGCAACAAAUGGGCGGGGUCUGCGAAGGAGGAAAACAGUGUUUACCCUAUCACAACAAGAGAGAUGCAAGCACAGAAAUAUAAAAGACCUUCAGCUGGCCUUCUCCGAGUUCUACCUCAGUCUAAUCCUGUUGCAGAACUACCAGAACCUGAAUUUCACAGGUUUCAGAAAGAUCUUGAAGAAGCAUGAUAAGAUUUUGGAUACAUCGCGAGGUGCUUACUGGAGAGUUACCCACGUUGAAGUGGCUCCGUUCUACACUUGCAAGAAAAUCACACAGGUCAUAUCCGAGACUGAGGCGUUGGUCACGACAGAGUUGGAAGGUGGUGACAGGCAGAAGGCCAUGAAGAGACUGAGGGUACCUCCUUUAGGAGCUGCACAGCCGGCUCCUGCUUGGACCACCUUUCGAGUUGGACUUUACUGUGGAGUUUUUCUUGUCUUAAUGGUCACUGUUAUUAUUACAGGAGCUGUCAUGUUUCCCAUCACUGAUGUUUGGCCAAUGAUCAGGAUCUACAGAGGAGGCUUCCUGUUAAUAGAAUUUCUCUUCCUCUUAGGUAUAAACACCUAUGGAUGGAGGCAAGCAGGAGUCAACCAUGUGCUUAUAUUUGAACUCAAUCCCAGAAAUAACCUAUCCCAUCAACAUCUUUUUGAGAUUGCCGGCCUUUUGGGAGUGUUGUGGUGUGUCAGCCUGCUGUCAUGUCUAUUUAGUGACAGCAUUCCAGUGCCAAUGCAGGCCAAUCCUUUGGCUCUUUAUGGCUUCUUCAUUGUCUUCCUGAUCAACCCAUUCAAGACCUGCUACUACAAGUCACGCUUCUGGCUUCUUAAACUUCUGUUUCGGGUAAUGACUGCACCAUUCCAUCAUGUUGGCUUUGCAGACUUCUGGUUGGCUGACCAGUUAAACUCUUUGGGGGUUGUUCUGUUAGAUAUGGAGUACAUGAUCUGUUUUUACAGUUUUGAACUUGACUGGAAAAAACAUGAUGGACUCAUCAGCAGUGAAGGUAACGAUGUGUGUAAUACCUACUCCUAUGGCGUCCGUGCAGUGAUUCACUGUCUUCCUGCUUGGUUCAGAUUCAUCCAGUGUCUUCGUCGUUACCGGGACACGAAAAGGGCUUUCCCUCACCUGGUUAAUGCUGGGAAAUACUCCACUUCCUUCUUUGUUGUAACUUUUGCUGCUCUCUACAGCACACAUAAAGCUCAAUCCUAUGAUGAUGCCAAGAUCUUCUUCUACUUAUAUGUCACAUGUUUGGUAGUCAGCUCAUGUUAUACACUAAUCUGGGAUCUAAAGAUGGACUGGGGCCUUUUUGACCGCAAUGCUGGAGAAAAUAUGUUUUUGAGGGAGGAGAUAGUCUACCCACAUAAGGCCUAUUACUACAGUGCCAUAGUGGAGGAUGUGCUGUUACGAUUUUCAUGGAUUCUAUCUAUCUCUCUCAGUACAAUCACCAGUGUUUGUGGCAUCUCUGACAUACUGGCAACUGCACUGGCCCCAAUGGAGGUCUUCAGGCGUUUUGUGUGGAACUUCUUCAGACUGGAGAAUGAACAUCUGAAUAACUGUGGUGAGUUCCGAGCUGUCAGAGACAUUAGUGUGGCUCCCCUAAAUGCUGAUGACCAGACCCUGCUGGAGCAAAUGAUGGAUCAAGAGGAUGGAGUCAGGAACCGACAGGGCAAAAAGAGCUGGAAACGGAGCUACAGCAUGAGUCUACGGAGGCCAAGACUUCCCUCACAAUCCAAGACCCGUGACACCAAAGUUUUGAUGGAUGAUACAGACGAUGACUCCUGACAUCAGGCCACGCCCCUUGCCUGGGUCCAGAAUUUAUUCAAAGGGGGAAACGCUUCCUCCUAACCAAGGAAUUACCCAGCAAGUUGGGCGUUGAACUCACCUGAGUUUAAGACUCUCAUGCCUAUGGAAACUUCUCAAUGCACGAGUCUCUGCACAGGCUCAGCGCUAUUUCAAAAGAGAACAAGCAGAAUUGCGAGUACAAGCAAAACUGUCACUGAAUACUUUUACCUGUAAUUUACCUUCAUUUAUACCUUCAAGAAUCUGACCUCACCCUCCCAGUGAGUGGAACUCUAUUAUCUCUGUCCUCAACUAACCCCAGCUGUUUUCAAAUUACAUUCCUCUCCUCCAAUCAUGAACAAUCCAGGUUUUUGAAACCAAACCAGACAUCUCUGACAUGAUGUGUCUGUACUCCACUUGGAUGCACUUCGACCAUUUAGGCAGAGACUGACUUCAAAGCGACUCCUGCAAAAAGCACCUGAGUUGACACCUGUCUCAGGUUCAUACAUGCGUUAGACAUAUACACUCCAUAGAAGAAUGCAUAUUUGAGGAACAUUUUACUUAGUGUUCAUCAUCACAGAUUUAAAAGGAUGGGCUUAAAUGGAAUAUGAUGAACACACACGCUACAAAUAGCACUUAUUUGUAACUGUGGUUAUGAGUAGAAAAUGGACAAAAGUAAACUGAAGAAAAAGGGUUUUGAAAUGUUAAUCAUAGUUCCAUGAACGUCAUCUUCCUCGCUUUCCAAACACCCAAUCAUGUCUGAAAUAAUAUAUACAUAAGCCUAAGUGUGUUAGUAGAAUGUAUGUUACAUACAGGUUAUGUGACUGUAGGCAAAUAAAUUCGGAGAUGCUUGCUAUGAAGUCGAACCUUUUUUACAAUUGUAUGGUUUAACAAAUGAAAUGUGUUACUUUUAAGAAAAAUAUAUGACCUAUUAAGACAGGAUUAUUAGGGCCCAAGCAGUGACCGCUGCAAGGGACCUAUUAUUAUUAUUAUUAUUAUUACAACUAGUACUACUUAAUUUAUAGCACUUUUCAAGGGACCCAAGAACACUUAAUAGUAUAUGUAUCACUCUGUUCAUCUUUUCAUAAUCACCUGCAACUUGGAAACAACGAAAGGCUAGAUGUGGGCAUCUCAUCUUACUUCAUAAAGGGGUAAAUGCCAGCACAAUUUCUCAGAUCAUGUUCAUGUGUUGUCCUUUCCUUAACUUUGUGAGUGGUCAUCUGAGUCACUAGUUAAAUGUUUAUUGUCAUUGUAUAAUAAUAAGAUGGUUUCUGUUGAAGUCAUGUCUUGGUUACUGACAGCUUAUUGAGUGCCAUUUGCCUUAGAUGUAGAGAUGUAACCUCUGGAAGGUGUCAGGUGCCAUAGCUGGUCCCACCCUCACCCAACCCCAAUUCCCCUGUUUCUGCAUUUGUCUGUGAAUGAUGAGCCUUUCCUUCUGGUGACAUAACUCACAAUUAUUCAUUCUUGUGGAAAUGGGUGAACACUUUAGAUUUGGUUCUUUAAAGGCAGAAAGGCAAAUGCAGCGCAUUUAGUUACAUUUCUUUAGAACGAGUACAAUCUAUCCUCCUCUGGACCAAUGAGGGCCCUACAAAAUCCGUUUUUAAUCAUUCCAGAUUUUUGGGCAGUUGUUUUCCGUAGAGCAUUUUUAUUUGACAGUAAAAUUGUUUGUGUGAUUAUAAUUACUAAAAUCCAAUCAAUUCCUAUACAAUCAUUUUAUAGUGACAUGAAUAAUUAAAUACAGAACCACAGUACACAAUUAAGAAAAGGUGAAAAUACAUUAGGAAUUUUCCGUUGACAUCAUUUCAUGUUAGUUACAUUUUUUCAGUAGAAACUGAAAUUGUUCACCAUAGCGCAGCAUAAAUGUAAAUCUACCCUUUUGCAGUAUUAACUUUGUUGUCGGUUGUUUAAUAUCUUCAAAUGUUUAAGAUGACUUUGGGCUAGCAAAUGAUGGCUUCCUAAAAAGAACGAGUAGUUAUGAGCCAUGAAUCUUGUACCUUAUGUUUAUGCACCUUUUAGGAUAGGUAGCUUGGUCAAACGUCAUGUGUCCAAAAAGAUCAGUAUGUGUUGUCUCAACAUUGCAUUGUUUAAAAGAAUAACAGGACAGGAAUUUGAUUCCAGUCACAGAUGUGUAUCUAAUAAGCUAACAGUUAUUAUCGCAGUAUGUUAAACAGAUGAGAAAAUGCAUUUGAUAAAUAAAAGCAUUUUUAUUUCA
This is a messenger RNA of Phyllopteryx taeniolatus (common seadragon), 4572 nucleotides long. RefSeq names its product xenotropic and polytropic retrovirus receptor 1 homolog. The record is from RefSeq and is a predicted model, not a curated record. Gene Ontology annotation, cellular component: plasma membrane; cytoplasm; Golgi apparatus. The transcript is spliced from 16 exons. The coding region runs from base 288 to 2363 and encodes 691 amino acids. Gene Ontology annotation, biological process: phosphate ion transport; cellular response to phosphate starvation. Gene Ontology annotation, molecular function: inositol hexakisphosphate binding. NCBI's taxonomy places the organism in Eukaryota, Metazoa, Chordata, Actinopteri, Syngnathiformes, Syngnathidae.